This is a messenger RNA of Westerdykella ornata, 1223 nucleotides long. RefSeq lists its product as uncharacterized. The transcript has 2 exons. The record is from RefSeq and is a predicted model, not a curated record. Bases 129 to 1058 code for a protein of 309 amino acids. Lineage: Eukaryota; Fungi; Ascomycota; Dothideomycetes; Pleosporales; Sporormiaceae.
AUACCAUCGCCCGUUGACGGGAGUAUAUAAACAGCGGUGCUUCAAUGUUCUUUUGAAAAUACACAAUAGGAGAGAGAAAAAAACAAAACGUACUACUCUAUCCUUAAAACCACGACUUAGACACCAUCAUGGCGGACCCGACACCCGAAGAAGAACGAAUCAACUACGAGACGUUUCGCGAGUGCGUGAGCGAGGUCGUUUUGAAGGCGUUGGCGGUGCCGAAGGAGGAGGAGGGGGCGAAAGGGCGGAAGAACAGGAGGAGAGGGAGGAGGGAGGGCAGGAGGAAGGGUCGUAUGGCUGGUGAUGAUGUUGUAGGUGGAAGAGAAGGAGGAAAGGUAGCUGAAAGCAAGGUCGAGGAGCAAGACGCAGACGAAGAAGAGAAUGCACGGCAGGGAGAAGAGGGAGAAAGCGCCAGCGAUGCUGAGGACUUGGGCGAGUUUAUUGAUUACCUCACAACCCUCAUCUUCCCAACCCUCCCCCCGACCCUCCGCACCCUCACUUCCUCGACCCUGAAAUCCCUCCCGCAGGACCUCCAAACCACCUACACCCUCCCCCUCUCCCCGACCUUCAUCGAAUCCACCCUCCUCCCCGCAACCCUUACCCCAGAAAUCAAAGACACCCUAACCGCCUACACCAUCCCCCCUCCCAGUUCAACAGCCCCAACCGCCGCUCAGAAUGCCACCACCGACGCGGACAUCCAACCCCUCCUCACCACCCUCCUCUCUUCCUACAUCGACCUCACCACCACUCCACCACCCCCGUACUCCUCCACCCGCACCGCGGAAUGCGAACUCUGCCUCCGCGACUGGAUCCCGCUAACCUACCACCACCUGAUCCCCAAAUCCGUGCACGACAAGGUGCGCAAGCGGGCGUGGCACCGGGACGACCGGCUCAACAGCGUGGCGUGGUUAUGUCGUGCGUGCCAUAGCUUCGUGCAUCGCGUGUGCGGCAACGAGGAGUUGGCGAGGAGCUACUUCACCGUCGACUUGUUGAUGGCGAGGGAGGAUGUGCAGGCGUGGGUCAAGUGGGUGGGCAGGGUGAGGUGGAAGAGUCGCUGAGGGGGGAGGGAGAGAGGGAGGGAGAGAGGGAGGGAGGUAGGGAGUACGAGGUAGAGAGAAGGACUUGAUGUGUUUUAGGAAGCGCGCGAGCCCUCGCAGAAAAAAACUGUUGAUACGUAACGUAAAUCGUGAAUGUCGAAUUCCGAUAACCCAAGUCCGCUCGCU